Molecule: messenger RNA, 812 nt
Organism: Didymella exigua CBS 183.55
Lineage: Eukaryota; Fungi; Ascomycota; Dothideomycetes; Pleosporales; Didymellaceae
Exons: 4
Coding region: 1-468 (155 amino acids)
Source: RefSeq, a predicted model, not a curated record
AUGACCGAUCCUGAUCUCAUGAUGAACAACAACACAUACUUUGAUCAGGUGCGACAUUGGCUCGUCACCGACCUCUCUACGGGCCCAGACGGUGCCUUAAAUAUCGAUCAAGGACAGGAGAUCUCGCCAUACCUUGGACCUGCACCACUGCCAAACUACCUGUACUCUCUUCCCCAUCGAUACGUCUUCAUCGUCGCGGGUGGAUCUGGUCCGAAGACGUAUAUUGCCGCGAUCUCAGGAAAGCAGGACGAAGCUCAGGAUCUGAAGGGCCGCUGGGGUUUCAACGCGCAGAAGCUCAUAGAGCAGAAGGGCUUGAAGGCGGAGGCUGCGAAUGUCAUGGGGAUGCAUGGCACGCUUGCUAGUGCGGUUACAAAUGUAGGGCUUAUGGGUCAGGCCGCGGUCAGCAAGAACCCACAGUCAUCCGAAAUUAUAUCGCUAUUCAACUCAUCUGAGAUAAAUAUGUUCUGACCCGCUCUGCUUGGAUACCUCUCACUGUAUUUAUAAAUCCUUUCUGAUACAGACUUAAAGCCAUGUCCAAGAUAUUUGUCCUGCUGCUACCAAAGUCGCUCAAACGUAACAGGACUCAUACAGGAGUUCGUGCCUUCACCAGCAAUUCAUUAAAGCGAAGUACUGCAUUCAAGGAAUUCAACGGUCACAGAGGGAAGGCUACCGUCAAGCGACGAUAAGCACUGCCAAGCUCGGUCAAGCUUUGUUCUCACCUUCCUAUUGAGGCAACGCUGGCUCCAUCCUGCCCCACUUUGGGACGGUAUAGACGAGAGAACUCGCUACUGCAUCCUAUGUAGCCGGAUACG